This is a messenger RNA of Drosophila grimshawi, 2012 nucleotides long. It is a transcript of the gene Tbce, whose product is annotated as tubulin-specific chaperone E. The transcript is spliced from 5 exons. Lineage: Eukaryota; Metazoa; Arthropoda; Insecta; Diptera; Drosophilidae. The record is from RefSeq and is a predicted model, not a curated record. The coding region runs from base 260 to 1831 and encodes 523 amino acids.
AUACAGCCCUGUUUUGUGUAAAGUUGAUCACACUCAAAUAAUAAAGAACUCGUCAUUUCUGUGCAAAAUUUGGGCUGAAAUUAAUAUUUACCUGUGUCAACAACAAUACUUAUGUGCUAUUCCUAGCACUAGAUACGGUAAAUAGUGUAAAACAAAGCCCAGUGUUUGCGAAUAUUUAGAUUGUUUACUAUCCAAAUACACAAAGCAAUAGGCGUUGUAAAAGAAAACAAUAAAAACAACAACAACAAUAACAACAACAAUGGUUGGAAUUAUUGAUGAGGCGCAGCUGUUUUAUCCGCUGGGCACACGCAUCAAAAUAGGCAACAACUAUGGCACCGUCAAAUACGUGGGCGAGGUCAGCGGACACAUUGGCACCUGGCUGGGCAUUGAGUGGGAUGACGGGAUGCGUGGCAAGCACAAUGGCAUUGUCGAUGGCAAACGUUAUUUCCAAACGCAAAUGCCCACGGCGGGUAGUUUUAUACGGCCCGGCAAGCUUGGACCUUGCGCUACGCUGGAGGAUGAGGCACGCGAACGUUAUCUCAACUACAAUGCGAGCAAUGUGGAUGCAACGCUGAUACGCGAGGCCCAGGCAUCGUUGCAGGCAUCGCUCUUCGAGGUCGUUGGCAUGGAUAAGAUUGCGCGCAAGCAGAGCAAAUUCGAGCAGCUAACUGAGGUCUGUGUCGAUGAGACACCAGUGAAUGCGGCCGGCUACCUAAAGGAUCUGACUCAGCUAACAACACUGAAUUUGAGUCACACUCUCAUUUGGAACUGGGAAAUUGUGGCCAGCAUUACGCAACAGCUGCCCAGUCUCGAUAAUUUGAAUUUGAGCUCCAAUCGUCUGGUGUUGCCGACAGAGACACAAAUCGCUGAAUUGGCGCCGGCUUUUCGCAAUUUGAAGCAUAUAAAUUUGCGCAAUUGCGGACUUAGCGACUGGAAAGAUGUGAUGCAGACGGCGCUCUUGUGGCCGGACAUUGAGUCGCUGGGAUUGCAAGAGAAUGCACUGAGUCAAUUGGCUGUGGUCGAUUGUGAACGCAUCUUCCGUCAGUUGCGCGAACUCGACUUGCAUCGCACAAAGCUGAUGGAUUUCGAUCAGGUGGUCAAGUUGGGCAACAUUCGAACUCUGCGCUUGCUCAAUCUCAUGGAGAAUGGCAUUGAGCAGCUCCAGCUGCCGGACUGUGAGCCGCAAAGCAAACUUAAUAUAUUUGUGUCGCUGGAACAGCUCAAUUUGCUGCACAAUCCUAUAUGGAAUGAGGCUGAUGCAUUUAAUGAGCUGGAUAAGUUACCGCAAUUGAAACGUCUGAAUAAGACGCCGCAUUUGAAAUCGAAUUUCGAUGAAAUGUUUUCCAAGGCUGUGGCCAGCAUUGCGGGCCUCCAGUUUGUAAAUAAGGCAAAGGUAUCUCCCGAGGAGCGACGUGGCGCCGAAUAUGAUAUAUGGAAAAAAUAUGCAUUGGACUGGCUGCAGGCCAAUAAGCUGGGAGCCGAUGCUCGCCGUGAUUUCUACAAAAAACAUCGUACCUAUUUACUUAUCGUUAAUAAAUAUGGAUCUCCCGCUGAUUUUGUGCCGCUCAUUCAAGCCAAGCAAUCGAAUCUGAUUAAAGUGCGCAUACAAUAUCAGCAAACUGGUGAAGUUUGGGAGAAGAAGGUGCCGCGCAUGAUAACCGUGCAGACACUCCAGGGACUGAUCAUGAAGCGUUUCCGUAUUACCGGAGUGACGCCGACCCUCUGCUAUAUUGAUGCCAAACGGCCGGAGCUUGUGGUUCGCUUGGAGAACAGUGCCAAGACACUUGAUUUCUACUCGGUGCAGGAGCACGAUACUGUUUUGGUUGAAUAAUGCACCAUUCCCUUAAUUUUGGAAUUUUAUUGUGGUAUUUUAGCUGUAAACAAAAACAAAAUUAAAAAUGUAUGGCUUAUUAUGUGUUUACCUGCUAUGCAAUUUACAAAAUUAAUAAGUUUAAUAAUUUUAGAUGCCUAAGUUCAAAUUUUCACUAUCUAAUUAUAUUUAUAUGAAUUAA